AUGGAGGUGGGAGCUCCCGGGCCUGUGCUGGGGCUGCCCCUGCCCGAGUCGCCGCUGGGGCUCAGGGAGGGUCUCGGGCUGCAGACGCACCUCAACCUCCACCUACAGCAGCUCAGCCUCCACCUGCAGCCCCUCAUCCUCCACCUGCAGCACCUCAGCCUCCACCUGCAGCAGCUCAACCUCCACCAGCAGCUCAGGUGCACACGGGCCUUCCGCUCACGCCGCCUCGGGGCUUCCCGCCGGUCUGCGUACCGGAGCAGGUACCGCGUUCCCGCCACCGUCUCUGCCCACACCCGCUUCAGCCACGGCCGAGGACGCCGGGCACUGCCCCCUUGGGCCCGGGUCAGCACCAAGAGAGGCAAGCAGUCAAGGAUCAAAGGGGUCUGGCGGAGCUGCCCCCGGGAGCCAGGAGUCACCCAUGACAUCAUGAUGGACAUUGUGACCCCCGCCCUCCUGGGCAUGUCCCUGUGCCACGUCUGCCCCAGUCCAGCCUCCACCCUCGCCCCUCACCUGCCCCCAGCUCUGCCCUGUUGGUCCCCUCCCUGGCAAGCCCCACCCCCCCAGGUCCUAAGGCCCCAGUGUCAGGUCUGCCCCGGGCCCCACAGAAUCAGCUCCUACUGCAAGAGCAAGGGCUGGCAGCGCAUCCAGGACAGCCAGCGCGAGGACUACAAGCUCAAGUGGUGCGAGGUCAAGUGUCGAGACAGCUACCUCCACUUCCGAGAAGGCGAGCAGCUGCUGUACCAGCUCCCCAACAACAAACUGCUCACCACCAAGAUCGGGCUUCUCAACGCCCUCAGGGAGUACGCCAGGGUCAUCAGCAGGGUCAACAGGACAUCGCCGUGCCCACAGGCCAAAUCUGGAAGGGACCCCACACCCGCUCUGGAGGAGCUCCCAUGGACCAGCCCAGGACCCCUCGAGUCACAAAGGAUUCUGAAAAUGGAAGAAUUUUUCCCAGAGACCUACCGUCUGGACAUCAGGGAUGAGAGAGAGACAUUCUUCGGCCUCUUUGAUGGUGAGAGGCAGCUGGACCCGGGCCUGCUCGGGGGAGGCGGGGGGCUGAGAUCCAGGGAGCCUCCAAACUGUACCGACCGACAGGCACUCGGCCAGGGGAGGGAGCCCACAUGAGGAACAGGUCCAGGCGGGCCAUGUGCUCAGCCCCCACCUGCCCCCAGGUACAUCGAGAACCCGCUGCUGCUGGACGGGAAGAAGUUCGACGUGCGCUCCUACCUGCUCAUUGCCUGCGCCAUGCCCUACAUGGUCUUCUUCGGCCACGGCUACGCGCGCCUCACCCUCAGCCUCUACGACCCCGACUCCCAAGACCUCAGCGGCCACCUGACCAACCAGUUCAUGCAGAAGAAGAGCCCCCUGUACGUGCUCCUGAAGGAGGACACGGUGUGGAGCAUGGAGCAGCUCAACCGGCACAUCAACGACAAGUUCAGCAAGACCAAGGGCCUCCCCCGCGACUGGGUCUUCACCACCUUCACGAAGCAGAUGCAGCAGAUCAUGGCCCACUGCUUCCUGGCUGUCAAGUCCAAGCUCGAGUGCAAGCUGGGCUACUUCGACCUCAUUGGCUGUGACUUCCUGAUCGAUGACAACUUCAAGGUGUGGCUGCUAGAGAUGAACUCCAACCCCGCCCUGCACACCAACUGCGAGGUCCUGAAGGAGGUGGUUCCUCGCGUGGUCAUGGAGACCCUGGGUGAGGCCCUGCCCAGGCCCGAAACCCUCCAACUGCCUGCUCCAUCCCACCUCCUGCCCAAGCUCAGAUGCCUACACACCCAGCUCUCCCACAUCCCAGGCGCCUGCGGGUCCCUGUCCCCAAGG
Molecule: messenger RNA, 1821 nt
Organism: Myotis brandtii (Brandt's bat)
Lineage: Eukaryota; Metazoa; Chordata; Mammalia; Chiroptera; Vespertilionidae
Gene: TTLL10
Product: tubulin tyrosine ligase-like family member 10
Exons: 13
Biological process (GO): protein modification process
Source: RefSeq, a predicted model, not a curated record